ACUUCUGAUAACCCCACCCCGCUUCAUCCGCUGGUUCCAUCUCACGUCGUGGUCUAUCUCCUCAAUCGCCGCCGAAAUCACCAGCCCCCCUUCCCAAAAUCCAUCACGGGAUGUCCUCGCAGCCAACUGUACAUCUGCUCCCAUCUACCCCGCCGCCCCGUCAAACCCCACGGUGGAUUCAGAUCCGACAUUCCGGACUGGCGGGGAAGGCAGGUAUUGCGGCAAAGCGACAACGAUGAUGAGGAGGAAGACCCUGGGGCCAUGCGACGGGAGCAAGUCACAUAGCCGCUUCCUGACCAGCGGGAGACGCCGCAAUGGCUGCGAGGAGGAGGUUGCUCAGCGGGAGUGACGAGUCUCCCGUGGUAGCCGGGGCCGCUGCUGAUUCAGACAAGGCGAGUAAAAGGGAUGCAGGCCAUGCCAGGGCCUCGCAGGAGGCGUCCGCCAUCGUACAACAUGCAUGGAGAUGAGGUGGCGGCUCGAACUGCAGCGGGCGCAGCCAUACGAGCUCGUCGUCGGGAGGAGGGAGGCCGCCGAGGGCAUCUAGCGGCAAAAGGAGCAGCUCUCUAGGGCUCUUGCCGCGCUGCACAACUACAAAUACAGGUACGUGUUUCUUUCUCUCCACAUAUACUAAUAGAUUUGGCUGUGUUUUGUCCAACAACAUCGAUCUCCUGAUUGCAAGAAUCCGAGGAGGGGGUAUCUGGAGAGAAGGCACAGCUUGGACAUCUGGAGAGGCUGCUUAGGACGAGGCAGUAUUGUAUCCAGAUCCUGCCAAGUUGGACAUGCUGCACACGUUUUAGCGACAUAGCAGAUUUCCAUUCCUGAAGAUCACAGCACCAUGCAAAGGCGAAGGCAAAGGCAGCCAAUCGAGUAUGCACAACAGUUAUGGUACGGCGAAGGGCGAACAAAGCGAAUGUAAACGCAAGCACAAGAGAGAGGCCACAAGUGGCGGUGUGGAAGCCUUCCCAGGUCACCAGCUGCCACACGGCUACGGCUGCGGCUGCUAUAAAACCACACCGAGAGUCCGAGACGCCGCCACCAACAAACAAACAGAAGCCACGCCGGAGUCUCGUACCGCAAACGUCGGAGGCAGGAAGCAUCGUCCGCCGUCUCUUCCCGGAGAUGGCCGCCGUGGUGGUGCUGUUCGACUUCGACAAGACCAUCAUCCAGUGGGACAGCGACGACUGGGUCAUCACCAAGCUCGGGGCCGCCGACGCCUUCAACCGCCUGCGCCCCACCAUGCGCUGGAACUCGCUCAUGGACAGGAUGAUGGGGGAGCUCCACGCGCAGGGGAGGUCGGCCGACGACAUCCGCGUGUGCCUCAGGAGCGCGCCUCUCGACGCGCACGUCCUCUCCGCCAUCCGGACGGCGUCGGCAUUAGGGUGUGAUUUGAAGGUGGUGAGCGACGCCAACUCCUUCUUCAUCGAGACCGUCCUGGAGCACCACGGCGUCCUCGGCUGCUUCUCUGAGAUCAACACCAACCCCGCGCGCGUGGACGCCCAAGGGAGGCUCAGGAUCUCGCCGUUCCAUGAUCCCACGACCUCGCCCCAUGGCUGCAACCUGUGCCCUGACAACAUGUGCAAGGGCAAGAUAAUCCAGAGGAUUCAAGAGACAGACAGUGCCAAGAACAAGCACUUCAUAUACAUCGGUGACGGGAAGGGGGAUUACUGCCCCUCUCUUAAGCUAGGGGAAGGGGACUAUGUCAUGCCAAAGGAGAAUUACCCCCUCUGGAAUCUCAUCAGCAGCGAUCCCCAGCUUAUCAAAGCUGAGGUUCAUCCAUGGUCUAGUGGCGAGGAAUUCGAAAGGAUCCUACUUAAGCUGGUGAACAAGCUGAUCACCUCGCAUGCACAGGGGUCCCAAUUGGACUACAAAUGCGACAUGAGCAAUCCAGUAUCAACGGAAGUGGGUCACCAUCAGACUCUCCCUGUCCCAAAUUGAUCCGUAACCAUAUCUUAGCUCACGGUACAGGCAAGAUUUCGUGACCAUUUUCACAUGCCUCACCAAGGAACUGUCCUCGAUCAGAAUUCAUCCUAGUAUAUGAUGUAACAAAUAAUUGCACCGACCAUGUCGGUGGAUUUUCUGCACAUUGCGUCUCUUAUAAAACUGCAGGAUAGCAUAUGCGAUUAAAUUUAGAAUCAAGACUUGCCCAUCAAACUCUACAGGCAAGUUCAGGGACCAAACAGCAUGUUUAAAUGAGAUAAAACAGUCAACAGUGUAACAGAGUGGUAGUGAUCUGCUAAUGCAGGUGUGGCAUUUUCAGUAAUCGUAUUUAUAAACGGGAUUUACGUUA
Molecule: messenger RNA, 2287 nt
Organism: Triticum dicoccoides
Lineage: Eukaryota; Viridiplantae; Streptophyta; Magnoliopsida; Poales; Poaceae
Product: thiamine phosphate phosphatase-like protein
Exons: 6
Coding region: 883-1935 (350 amino acids)
Molecular function (GO): phosphatase activity
Source: RefSeq, a predicted model, not a curated record